Messenger RNA from Bombina bombina (fire-bellied toad), 3288 nucleotides. Its product is annotated as putative ferric-chelate reductase 1. Bases 139 to 1935 code for a protein of 598 amino acids. The record is from RefSeq and is a predicted model, not a curated record. Gene Ontology annotation, molecular function: oxidoreductase activity, acting on metal ions. Lineage: Eukaryota; Metazoa; Chordata; Amphibia; Anura; Bombinatoridae. The transcript has 17 exons.
ACACCGCCCCCCAAGUAACCUGGCCAAUAAUAGAAGAGCAUAAGGUGUUGUCCCCGCCCCUUACAAGUUCUCCGGGUUCCCCUUGCAGAAGACGGGCAGUGAGUGCGCGCGGUGCAUGCGGCUGGAGCGGGCUGCACGAUGCAUCUCUCAGCUGUGGCUUCCGUCAUCUGCCUGCUCACCUGUUCCCUAGCCCCAGUACAUGGUUAUGCAGACGGGAAAGUCACUCAUGCAUGCAGCUCUAUGAUCCCCGGACAUGGGCAUUCAGCCCAGGACUCUCCACAACACAGCAUUGCAGCAGAUAAGACCGUGUUUAAGGAAGGAGAUCGCAUCAAGGUAACUUUAUCAGGACCGCGGUUUGAUGGAUUUUUCAUGCAAGCACGCGAUGCUAAUAAUUUAGCUGGUUCUGCAUUGGGAUCAUUUGAGUUGAUUGAUGCAGAGGUUUCACAGCUGUUAUUAUGUGGAGACGUUCAGAAUUCAGCGGUAAGUCACACAAGUAAGCGGAAAAAGACAGAAGUGUCAUUUUAUUGGAUUGCUCCUGCCAACAGCCCGCAGCAUGUUCAGUUCCUAGCAACAGUGGUUGAAAAAUAUAAAAUUUAUUGGGUAAAGAUUCCCGGACCAGUGCUUUCACAAGCAAAUGCACCCCCCAUCACCACUAAAGCUGCUGUAAGCUUUGCGCUAUCAGCACAACCAGUGAUAUCCAUUACACAUCAUUUUGAUGCAUCUGGUUGUGGAAGCAGCAAAUUCUGCAUCAGGAAUCCCUCCUCGUGCAACCCAGAGCAAAAUCCUAAAUGCUUUUUCCUCUCUUUCAAAAGAGAGGGUCAGUCCGUUCUGGUUGAGAUGAGUGGACCAGCACAGGGUUAUCUGUCGUUUGCCUUAUCACAUGACCAGUGGAUGGGUGAUGAUGACGCCUACCUGUGUGUGAUAGAUGACCAAAGCGUUGAGAUAAAUCCUGCCUACAUGCGAGGACGCACACACCCUGAAGUGGCGCCACCGGAUGUUCUUCAGGACCUUGCGUGGAAGUUGGAAGAUGGUUUUGUUCAGUGCUCUUUUAGACGUAACAUUAGCAUUCCGUCCUCCCCAGAGAGGUUUCGCUUGGAUGCAGAAUACUUCAUCUUUCUAGCAGAUGGCGAGGCUGAAGAUGGACGUAUUUUAAGACAUCGUCGCCAGCCUCUGAUUACAAACAAGAUGUAUGACAUCACCGGCUCUCCUGAGGAUGUAGGCGGAUCACGGUCACCGACCCUCAUCAAGUUUCAUGGUGCGUUUAUGAUCAUGGCGUGGAUGACCACAGUCAGUAUUGGGGUUAUCGUUGCUCGAUUCUUCAAACCUGUCUGGCCAGGCUCACUCUUGUGUGGGGAAAAGAUUUGGUUCCAGGUGCACCGUACUCUGAUGAUCACAACCGUGGUUCUGACAAGUGUCGCUUUCGCACUUCCGUUUGUAUACAGAGGUCACUGGAGCAAAAGAGCAGGUUAUCAUCCAUAUUUGGGUUGUAUAGUGAUGGCAUUGGCAAUUCUUCAACCAGUUCUAGCAGUGUUCCGACCGCCACCUCGCACUGCCAGGAGGGCAUUGUUUAAUUGGACACAUUGGGGAAGUGGCACUGCAGCUAGAAUAAUAGCUGUGGCUGCAAUGUUUCUGGGGAUGGAUUUGCCGGCGCUUGAUCUUCCUGACCCGUGGGACACGUACGUAAUGGUUGGCUUUGUGCUCUGGCACGUCUCUAUAGACAUUCUUCUGGAGGUUCAUGGAUACUACCAGUUACGCAAAGCCCUCUCACAACAUCCCUGGUCUGCUCCAGCCGAAAAAUUGGAUGAAGAUACAGUUGGAAUUUUAAACAACAAUAUAGAUGAGGGUCACACCUUUAAGAAGAUUGUGCUGACUAUAUACAUCUGUGGAAACUUUGCAUUUCUCGUAACGUUCCUGGCUGCAAUUAAUCAACUUUAAACUGCACUGAGUAUUGUUGCACAGAUAUCCCUGACCCUGUUGUCCUUUAGAAAUAUAAUGGGACUGAUCUUAUUGUUGCCUUACAAAUAACUAACGAAGCCAAGCAGGACACUUAUUCUAUGCAGUUAAGAUCCAUUUUAUAGAUAUUUUCUGAAAUCUAGAACAUUGAUUAGGAAUGCUGAGAGAAUAAUUAUUGUCCCGGCUAUGAAAGAUUUUUAUCUCUUGCAUAUCAACUUCAUUUGAUUUCUUUGUCCUUUCACAAUUGUGGUGGAUUUACACAAUAUUAGAAACAUUUACGGCAUAUUGUCUAUAGUAGAGUUUUGAAUACACAAAGAAGUUUUUUUGGGGUUUUUUCCCCCCGCCGUUGUCCUAUUCCUAAUCUGUAAGUCUUUCAUUGGUAUGAUGUAAAGGCUUCUCUCAGGAGGAAAAGACCUUUUCUAUUGAGAUACACGGAGCCAAUAUUUUUAACUACUUAAACCAAAAAACUUCUCAGAUUAUUAAAUGGUGACCUAUUUAAUCAAUCACGUUUGUAGCUUAAUUAAUAUUUUUAAAGAAAGGGACUAUAUUAGAGGUAAACUUGCUCAGCUUUCUGAGACUACCAGAUCAUUUACAUUGUAACAAUGCGCUAUAUUAGGUUUCAUUUAAAUAUUUUUUUUUAUAUUUUUCUGAUCUUAAAGGGACAUAAAAAUUCCAGCUGAACUAAUAUCAAGGCUUAAAAAAUACCAGUUUCUGGGGGGAGGGGGGUGUUUGUUGGGGUUUUUUAAACACCAAUUACAAUAGUAACUCCAGUAACUUAAAUUGUUUUCUAGAUGCACUGCCCUAUGACUUGGCUAUCCAUUGGCUGUAACAAUCCCUGCAGAAAAUCCAGAACAGAUUUUGUACCAAUGCAGUUUGUUUGUAUUUUUGGGCAGUGUAAAACGAGAUAGCAGUGACUGUGAUGCUUAAAAAAAUAAAUAACUAAAACGUUAUCCAGUUAAAAAGGUGCCUUCUUAAACUUUCAGCUAGUUUUCUAUCACCUUAAAGGAACUCUUUGUACCUUUUUUAUAAUGAAGCAGAAUUCAUUGCAUUAUAUGAAGUUUAAAAAGGACAAAGUACAUGAAUUGAAAAGCCUAUUUUGCUCCAGUUUUUAUAAUCUAUUUGUUGCCAUUAUAUCAAUAACAUGAUUACAAAUCUAGUGAGAUAUUAUGUAUACUAUUUUUUUAUAAUGCAAUAAUGAAUGUUUGUUUACAGAAUAUAUUUUUUACAGAGAUCACCAAACUAAUAAGUAAUAUAUUUCAGAUUUGGUAUACGGGUAAUCGUUUAACAAGCAGUGUCAGUUAACGUGCUUAACUCAAUAAAAGGAAAAUCACAUUA